Paramecium tetraurelia is the source of this 1977-nucleotide messenger RNA. RefSeq lists its product as uncharacterized. The record is from RefSeq and is a predicted model, not a curated record. The transcript has 4 exons. Lineage: Eukaryota; Ciliophora; Oligohymenophorea; Peniculida; Parameciidae.
AUGCAAUACUAAACAUUUAAGCCCACAAUUUUGAAUGAUACGACUAAUUAAUAAUAACAAGGUACGUUAAGACCAAGCUCUAAAUUCAUGAAUUAAAAAAUUGAUCAUACAAACUUGAACAAUGAAAAUAAAAAAUCUACAGUCUAAUAUUAGGAAGCUAUAGAAUAUAUCCAAGAAAUAGAGGAAUAGAAAUCUAUAAUAGAAGGAUAAAAUUAAUUUAUUUAGAUUUUAAGAAAUUCAAUAGAAAGUAAAUUAUAGAUUGAAGGAUUUCAAAUGAUAUUAGAUUAAGUAGAAAUUAUGUCAAAAGAAUAAAAAAUUGAUUUAUUUGCAUUAGUCACAUAACUAUAUUAGGAAUUGUCAAUCUAAAAUUAAUAAAAUGCAUAAGUUGAUAAUUUAUAACAAUUAGUAGACAAUUUAAAUAAAUAAAUUAAUUGUUAUGCUAAAGAGUUAACAGAAUUAAAGGUAGAUAAGUAAUAUUUGUUGGAAUAACUUGAUUAAUUGUAGGGUGUCACUAAAGAUGACGAUACUAGCUUAUUUAAAGAUGCUUAAAUAUCAAAAUUAGAAUCAGAGAAUCAGCAUUAUAAAACUCAGAAUCAGAAAUUACACUUACAAAAUGAAAAAUAUUAAGAUGAUUUAGCUUAACUGGAAAAAAGGCUUAAUAAGAUUCAUUUGAAUUUGAAAACUGAGGAAUGUGAAAAAGAAGAAUUAAUUAAAGAAUUAGAAAAUUUAAAACAAACUUUUUAUAAAAGUCAAGUUAAAGAAGAACAUAAAUUAGAACUUAAUUUGGCUUUAAAAGAAUAAGAGUUAGAAUUUAGCAACAAUAAAAUCAAAAGACUAGAGAAUCAAAUUAAAGAAUUAAAUGCAUAGAUCGAAGAGUAAUAAAAAUAAAUUGGAACAUAAAAAUAUCAAAUAGAAAAUCUGCAGCAGUAGCAUUAAUUGCAAUAUGAUUAGUUAGAGAUUGAAAUGAAUCAAUAUCGAAAUGAAAUUCAUGAAUAAUCAAUGUUUUGCGAACAAUUACAAUCAUAGUUAUAAGCAUCAGACUAAUAUAUUUAAUAAAUUACUGAUGAAAUUCGUAAAAUUGUAAAAACUAAUGACUUCGACAUAUUCAAUAUUUUAACAUCACUCUAAGAAAAUAUUUCAACUUUAAACCUAAAUGAGCAAAGGUUGAAAUAAAGCGAACAUGAAAAAUCUUAAAUAAUCUUCGAUUUAUAACAUCAAUUCACAGACUCCCAAUAAAAUAAUUAAUAAUUAUCUGAGUAAAUAUCUUUGUUAAGUGCAUAAACUUAGCAAUAUUAAAGCGACAUUAAACAACUAGAAAAAUAAAAACGAUUAUUUCGAUAAGAAUUUACUCACAUGAAAUAAUUAGAAGAACAGAAAAAUCAAGAAAUUAAGGAAUUAUAAACAUAGUUUUACAAAUUCGAUAAAAAGUUCUCUGAAUAAUUAGAAAGAUCCAUAAAAAUAGAAAAAGAAAAUGCUCAAUUAAAAGAAUAAUUGUCGCUAUCUUAAUAGCAACUAGCAAGUGCGAAAAACCAAGUUUCAAAUAAAAAAUCUCUAAGCUUCAGCUAAUCAUCAUUUACAGAAUAAAAAAUAAAGAAUUAUGAUUACAUUGCACUUUUAUAAACUUUUGAAAAAGUAAAACCGUUAUUUCCUAGUGAGGCUCUUGAAUUAGUUUAGGAGAUGCACUCUUUACAAAACAAAUUAGUGAGAACAGAAGAAAUAGAUAGUCAAUUAAUUUAAGAAGAAAUAAAGAUAUAAUAAAAAAUAUCAAUUUAAUAACUCAAUUUAAAAAAUAUGUAAGCUUGCUUAUCUAAAAUAAUGUCUGAAAAUAAAAAGUUAAAAUUAGAAUUAUAAAUGAUUUAACCAAUACAGGGUGAGUAAACUUAAUCAUAAGAAUGUUUAUCGUAUGAUUAAGGAAGAAGUUUCUCUAGAUUUCAUAAAUAAUCAAUGUCGGUUCACACAAAACCUAAAUUUUAAUGA